This is a messenger RNA of Paramacrobiotus metropolitanus, 4483 nucleotides long. Its product is annotated as atrial natriuretic peptide receptor 1-like. Gene Ontology annotation, molecular function: guanylate cyclase activity; protein kinase activity; ATP binding. The transcript has 20 exons. NCBI's taxonomy places the organism in Eukaryota, Metazoa, Tardigrada, Eutardigrada, Parachela, Macrobiotidae. Gene Ontology annotation, biological process: intracellular signal transduction; cGMP biosynthetic process; receptor guanylyl cyclase signaling pathway. Bases 772 to 4122 code for a protein of 1116 amino acids. The record is from RefSeq and is a predicted model, not a curated record.
CUUGAAUGCCCGGCAGCAUUGCCAGUGUUAUUUGCCUAUCACACGCUGAGUGCGACCCCGGCAUCACAUCUUUAUUUUCUCCGCAAAUAUUCCAUUCGGAUGCAGGAUCAUGUUAACAUGAGCUGGUAAAAGAGAUCAUAUGUACAUGUUACGGGUUUAUCUUCCCCAUCACCGAUGCACUUGGUUAAGCCAAAAAAAACGCCGUUGAUUGAAAUGUGUGACUAUGGAUUUCGGCAUUCUGCUCCUUAAACUGUGAAAUUUACGUACAGCUGGGUUUUAUCGGAUUUUCAGACACGUUGACAGUGGUGACAAUUAUUGCGCUAUCGGACUUUUUGAUUUAUUUUUUAUAUCCGUUAAAUCUCUUUUAAUUUGACGCCGAUAGAAUCAACGAGUGAAGCCAGCGGGAUUUAUUGAACAUUUAUUUUGCUAACGGAUUUUGCAGUUAUUUUUUUAUAUACAGUCUAACUUCUUUUGACCUGGGUGCCGAUUAAAUAAACGAACGAAUCGAGCGGGAUUUAAUUUUAUUUUAUAUACGCGCCGAAUUUCGUUCUGAAACCGUUGACAAAUAAACGAGCGAGGCGAGGAGGAAUUAUAUUUAUUUUUUUUACGGAUUAUAUCAUGGCGAAGAUGCCGGAGAAUGUUGGUAUUUAUUCGGGAUUUUCUGCGCGUUGUCUAAUCCGCACAUGAGGCUGAAUCAUCAUCCUCCGUCCGCCGCAGCACGCUAUCCAUCAGCGCGGAUGCCGGGUGGUUGAAUGAUCAUGUACAGCGGCGAUGCUCAGCGUUGUCCUCAUCCUCCUCCGCAUCGGCGUCUUCAUGGUGGUGCCGACGACCAGCACCCCGCUGGACGUCCACCUGGUGACCCUGGGCUACAUGACCCCGGCCAAUACCUUCGCCUCCAACGCCUACAUCGGUCCGGCCAUCGAUUACGCCGUGAAAAACAUGAACCAUCCAAUGAAGUAUGCCCAGACGCUGCGUGUCGACAAUACGUAUUUGACCGAUAGUAACUAUUCGAGUUGUGCGGCACUGGGGCUGCAUGCCGAUGAUAUCGUCGGGCGGUGGUAUUAUAAUCUUAAUCGGACGAAGGACGCCGUUUACGUCCUUAUUGCUCCCGCGUGCCUGGAAGACAGUACGGUCAACUAUAUGGCGGCCAAUUGGGAUCUCUUGCUGAUUUCCACCGUAUCAGCUUCGUAUAAAAUCCGCGACCGGGAGCGCAACCCGACGUGGAUCUCCACGGCGUACGUGUCCAGCUCGCAGUACGGGGAAUUCUAUGAUCAGCUGCUGGCGCAGUACCACUGGACGUCGGUGGUCAUCCUGGUGGAUGUGGCCGGGUUGCCGUCGCAACUAUCCCUGGCCUACUCCGUUCAGCGGAUCAUUGAACAGACCCCCGGGCGGUUGGUGGUGCGGCAAAACGUCAGUUCGCGCCGCGGUAUCGACUUCGAACGGGAAUUGAUGGAGUUCAGCUGGCGCAGUCGAAUUAUGCUGGUCUUCAUGCAUCCGGUUUAUUUACGCCAGCUCCUUAUACAAGCGUCUAGACUCAAUAUGACCAAUGGCGAUUACGUGUAUGUGGCAGUGGAGAUCUUCCAAAACCGAUUAUUCGGCAAUACAUCGUGGCAGUAUUAUGACGGGAACGACGCAGUGGCACGCGAGGCCUUCCGCUCCCUCCUCGUCUUUCAGCCGGCACACAGCUCCGACGGGCUUCCGCAUGUCCUCGACGAACUACUGCCCCUAGCGCGUAAUCUCUCCAUUAAAUUUCAUCGUCGAUCCCGGGAGGUAUACAAUUACAAUUAUCCUCUUUCCGAUCAGCCCUUUAGCAGUAUCGCUGCCAGUUACUCAGCUGUUGCCGCUGUAUGCCAGAUUCUGGAUCAGUUGGUGUUUUUCAAUUAUCCGGAGGACGGGUUUGAUGUCACCAGCGGAAAGGCACUGGCCAUUCAGUUUAUCAAUCAGUCAUUCAUCGAUGAGACCAACAUUCCAUUCUACAUUGACGGUAAAGGUGAACGGCGCAUGGAUUUAAUGGUGACAUUCCUCAAUGCCAGCGGCCAACGUGAGGCGUUCCUGUACAUGACCGCGGAAAACGGUACCUUGAUAGAGCUGCGUGAUCCCAGCUGGCCGCGUUCAUGGCCACCGCCCAACGUACCAGAAUGCGGAUAUCGCAACGAAAACGUGAUCAAUCCUAACUGUCUACCGCCAGUGGACAAGCGGUGGAUUUAUGGGACGGUCUUCGGAACGAUAACCGGUGUCCUGAUACUGGGAUGGAUCAUUCUGCGACGAAUUAGGCGUAUUAAGGAGAAGGAAGAGGAGCUGAAGCUGUUCGAUCCCUGGUGGCAGAUCAACAGCGAACUCAUCCGGCCGCUCGCCGUACCCGGCACCAGUCAGUCACAGCAACCGAAGACGCUCAAUACCAAAUUCAAAAUCCCGGCUGUCGCUGUCUAUGAUGAUCGAGCGGUACAGUUGAACUCCAUCGCCAUAUCCAAUCGCUACAUUUAUACGUCGGAGAUUACCACGCAUCGGCAUCUGCUGUUGCUGUUCAAACGGUUAAGGAAAGUACAGCAUACGGGUAUAUGCCGUUUCAUCGGGCUGACCAUUCUGGAGAACAACUUCGAGCAGCACAUCACCGUCAUCGCCGAGUACGCAUCCAAAGCAUCCCUCUACGAAGUCUUCGACUCCUACGGGGAACUGGAUCUAGGCGUGCGCAGUACGUUUGCCCGCGAUUACCUCGAUGCGCUGGAGUACAUCCACAACUCCAGUAUAAUGUAUCACGGCCGGUUAAGUACCUUCCGGCUGCACGUGGAUAAGUUCUUCUCGGUGAAGAUCAUCCACCUGGCCUAUGAGCGUAUCCAACGCGGGCUGGAUCCGCGCUAUUUUAAGAUGCGCAAAUAUGACUGUGAUGAAUGGGAACCGGCGUACUGGGCGGCACCCGAGUUUUUCACCUCCAACAUUGUCUCGGGAAGAAAACGGGAUAUUUAUUCCACCGGAUUUAUUUUGUUUGAGAUUAUCACGCAGGAGCGACUCUAUAAACGGCUGCUGUACUUGGAUCCUUCAGAUUUGGAUUUUGGCGAGCACAAUCCUCUGCAGCAGACGGCGAACUUUAAUCUUUUGCCGAAGCCUUUCAAACCCAUGGUCCCGGCACUGCAGUCCUGCUGGAACGCCAAUCCCGACCUGCGUCCAUCCAUUGCUCAACUGAAAAGCUACUUUAACGAGUUCUCGGCCGGCCCGUCGGGCGCACGGAAGAUCGCCGGUGAACAGGUCAUGGAUAAGCUCAUACAGCGACUGCAGGAUUACACGGAGGAACUGCAGAAUGAUAUUAAUCAGAAGGCGCUGCAACUAGAGCAGCAGGUGGAGAAGUAUUACGAGAUCCUGUCCUACAAACUACCCGCAUAUAUUGUCACUCGAAUACGAGCGGGAGAAAAUCCUUUAAAAGACGCGGAACGCAUGGAUAGCGUGUCGGUACUGCUAACCUCCAUGGAGGGGCUCGGUGCCUUUAUAGAGCAAAACAGCCCCGCCGACACCACCGUCGUUAUAAAUGACGUCGAGGCCAUCCUGGAGGAUCUGAUCAGUAAAUUCCAUGUGUCCCGCAUUGCCACACUCUCCGACUACAACGCCUUUGUCUCGGGUAUGUCGCCCACAACCAACGCACUGGACAACGCCCGCGAGAUCUGUGCCUUCGCCUUAACCGUACAGUCGACAGUCCGGGAGACGUUUGCGGCUAAACAAAUUCCGGUCUUUCUUAAAAUGGCCAUUAACACAGGUUCAUGCACAAUUGUGAUUACCGGGAAAGGCAUGAAACUCCAGUACAGACUUCUGGGCAACGUCUUGCGUGUGGGACUGGUACUGUGCACCCACUGCCUUUUUGACAAGAUCCACAUCUCCAAACCGACAGCCAUGCUGAUCGCCGACUGCCCGGAAUUCGCCACGGAACUCCGCCAGCCGCCCAUUACCCGCCACACCGACCUGGCCACCUUCUGGCUGUACAGCACCGACAUCAGUAUCCUGGCGGAGAUUAUCGACGAGACCCUGGCCGAGGCGGACGGUCCCCCGGGGGCGGUGGCCGUGGAGAUCCACCAUCCGCCGGGCGACAGCGGGGAACCGGCGUUCGUGCCGCAUCCCCUCCCGCCCGACGACUGAGUCGGUGGAUGUCCGAGUGGAAGGCCAAAAACCUUGAAAAAAAUAAAGAAAAUUUAUCGAGAUGGCUGCGUCUCGGUUAUAUAAUAAAUUUUGGGGAUAUUCUCCGGCUGUGUUAUUUAAUUUUCUAUACGCUGGUUUGUUUGAUUGGCGCUGAUAUGUACGUAUCUCGUUUACUUCGGUGUUUUUUCUAAAGCACGCUGAACUAUAUGUUUUUUUCUAUGCUUGGUCAGAUCGGCUGCAGUCUUUCUCUGUAUGUGUACUUGGUGAAAUAUAUUAUGCAAUACGCGUUCUAAUCAAAACGCUUAUGCAACGUGCAGAUUCUAAUCUUUCGGUUUUUUACUGUAUUUGUGUAUGACCUCGA